UUGAUGAAGAUUUUGAACAAUUAGCAGCUCAAUCAGCUUCAUUAUUUAAUACUUCAAAUAAAAGUGAUGAUGAUAAUGAGAAUAAAAUUGAAAAAUUAAUUUCAAAACUUGUAAAAGAAUAUAGAGAAAGACUUUUAAGGAUUUACAGAGGAAGAAAAAGUUUAGAUUUAGGAGAAAUGCUUGUUGCACUACCUCCCGAUUUAACUUGCAACAUUUGUAGCGGAAACGAAAAGAGUUUGAGUAGUUCAAACAGUGUCGUUUCCCAAGAGAACAAUCCAAACAAUCCACCAAGAAGAAAAUCGGUUGGAGGGGAUGUUAAAGGAGGGAAUAAAGAAGAAAACAAAACUUCGACUUAUCAGAGCGGAUUUUUGUUUAAUAUAAAGGACCCGAUUUGGAGGCCGUUGAGUGAAAUGGAUGUUUUGAACCCGGAUUGGUCUAAUAAUAAUAAAAAUAAUAAUCUUGCCGAUUAA
Messenger RNA from Meloidogyne enterolobii, 470 nucleotides. The record is from the annotation of a GenBank genome assembly. Lineage: Eukaryota; Metazoa; Nematoda; Chromadorea; Rhabditida; Meloidogynidae.